This is a messenger RNA of Cynoglossus semilaevis (tongue sole), 4117 nucleotides long. RefSeq names its product solute carrier family 25 member 36a (gene slc25a36a). Bases 424 to 1359 code for a protein of 311 amino acids. The transcript is spliced from 8 exons. Gene Ontology annotation, biological process: pyrimidine nucleotide import into mitochondrion. The record is from RefSeq and is a predicted model, not a curated record. NCBI's taxonomy places the organism in Eukaryota, Metazoa, Chordata, Actinopteri, Pleuronectiformes, Cynoglossidae. Gene Ontology annotation, cellular component: mitochondrion. Gene Ontology annotation, molecular function: pyrimidine nucleotide transmembrane transporter activity.
UGGCAGUGAGCGUUUGGCAGCCUAUGAUUAUACAGUAAAUACUAUGAGCUCUGCCUCCUGUGCUUUCACUGCAGCCUGCGAUGAAAUCAGAAGAAAAAAAAAUCAACCCAGCGUUUUGGCUAUAAAAGUGUUUGUUUGUGCUAAGGUAAUCUUUUGACGAAGACUAGCCAACCGAAGCUGUCGAACUCUCUAGAAAAACAUCAGUCGUCAGAGGUGGUUUGCGGGCCCACUGCACUCAUUUACUGGAGACUCGCCCCACACUGCUGCUUCAUCAUCGACCUCGUUUCCUCGUCGACGUUCGCAUCCUCGCGACUGCAAUAAUUACUGGAACGGGGGAGAGAAAAGACGUGACGGGACACAGGCCGGUGUUUGUCCCUCUGCCCCGGCCCUGAGGUGCGCUGCUCAGGCAAAGAAUGCUAAAGAAUGAGCCAAAGGGACACACUGGUUAAUUUGUUCGCUGGAGGAUGUGGAGGAACAGUUGGUGCCAUUUUAACUUGUCCUCUGGAAGUUGUGAAAACCCGACUGCAGUCGUCCUCCAUCACUCUCUACAUCUCCCAAGUCCAGCUGUCCACCGUCAAUGGAGCCAGUGUGGCCCGUGUUGUUCCACCAGGGCCUCUGCACUGUCUCAAGUUAAUCUUGCAGCGAGAAGGAGCUCGAUCACUGUUCAGAGGACUGGGACCUACACUUGUAGGUGUGGCACCUUCCAGAGCGAUCUACUUCGCCGCCUAUUCCACAGCCAAAGAGAAGCUGAAUGGAGUGUUGGCGCCAGACUCGACCCAGGUGCACAUGCUGUCAGCUGGGAUGGCAGGUUUCACUGCCAUCACAGCCACCAACCCCAUCUGGCUGAUUAAGACCCGUCUGCAGCUUGAUGCCAGGAACCGGGGUGAGCGGCAAAUGAACGCGUUUGAGUGCGUGCGGCGGGUGUACCAGAUGGACGGACUGCGAGGUUUUUACAGGGGGAUGUCGGCGUCGUACGCCGGCAUCUCGGAGACCGUUAUACAUUUUGUCAUCUAUGAGAGAAUUAAACAAAAACUGCUGGAUUUCAAAGCCCACGCCAGGAUGGACGACGAGGACGAGUCAUUCAGAGACGCAUUCGACUUCUUGGGAAUGAUGCUCGCAGCGGCUACUUCCAAAACAUGCGCCACAUCCAUAGCUUAUCCUCAUGAAGUGAUAAGAACAAGGCUACGGGAAGAGGGCAGCAAGUACCGCUCCUUCUUCCAAACUCUGCUCACAGUUCCCAGAGAGGAGGGAUACAGGGCACUGUACCGUGGCCUGACCACGCACCUUGUCAGACAGAUCCCCAACACCGCCAUCAUGAUGUGCACCUACGAGUUUGUGGUCUAUCUGCUCCGCUCUUAGCUGCGCGUUCUUCCUGUUCACGGAAGGAUACGUUCAGCCAAUGACUGAGGAUGUUGCUGUUUGACAUGUGAUGUCAAAAAGUAAGACCAAAGGAAGUGAAGAUGCUCUUGUGGAGCAGGAAAGGACAACUGGAAAUCAUAGACGUCAAGAAGAACAAAACAAACGGGAGCGAUCCAGUGUCAUCAACUCUUUUUUUUCCCCUUGUUUUAGGUUGGUUAGAAGAAAACAGAUAGAGGGCAGUAAAGGUCACACAAGAGGUGUCAUGGGAAGUGAUGGAGAGAGAAGGCACUGUCAAAAAAAGUACAAAAAAAAAAAGAAAAUAGCAUCGUAAGCACAUUUCAGUGGCCUUAACAGAAGGGUUUUGGCUUGCCUUCUCAGCUGUGGCUGAAUCACAACAGGAACAAAGGUAACUCAACGUAGGUCAGGUGUAAAUAAUAAGCACAUUUUUGCUUUUUUACCAAACUGUCCUCAACUCCGUGCUGUGUGACUACUGUCAGUUGAGAUUGAAUGUGAGAAAAGUGUCACUGUUUUCAAGGCGCACAAACCAAGGCCAUAUUUGAGUUGUCAAAUCUCCCUCUUAUCAUGUCCUUCCUUGUGUCUUUUAUCUCAUUGAAGAGUGGUUCAUAAAGUCGACCUUCUCUCAGUGUUUUUGAUUCCUGUUCAGCUCGGUGCCCUGCGUUGACACAGUGAGGUGGAGGUGACCAAGGCCAGCUUCUUCACAUGGGCACGUUUCUUUGUUUUUUUAAUGUAAAACUGUGAAAGUUCAGAUGUAUUGUGUCCUGUCCCAGGAUGUGAAGUGCGUGAUAAAAGUUUGACUAAAUUUUGGUAUUGUUAGUGGACGAGCAGCAUGAAGUUUGACUUCUUCCCUCCAGAGCUUCUGACCUGUAACUGCGGUUGUCCCUGCAGUGAUUUGUGGAGCUGUCGUCCUCUAACAAUGUCGUCGACAGAGCUUAAAAUGUUACUUUAUUUUGACGCGUAAACCACAUCAUUCAUCACUUCACAGCGUACCAAGAGACCUAACGUGUCGAGGCUUUAGUCCGACAUCCACCUACUAGAGCUGAGUAAAUAUCUCUGCCCAGAAACAUCUGAAUUGUAAUUUAAAAAAAGCCAAGAUAUUAACAGCAGAGGGCAGCGUUACUGCAUACUCCCCUGAAAUGAUAUAACUGAAGUUGCUUUGAGUUUGUAGUUUUUGAAAAUUCUUCCAUCCUUUACCUUUAAUUAACUAACAGUAGUGUCGCUACUUGAAUACAAUGUGACAUAGAAUGGGGAGAUUCUUGGAGCAGGUGAAUGUUCGUGAAGUUUCAUCUGUGUGUGAGCCACCUCCACAUGUCGGUGACUUCCUUCUUUACUGACUGCGUGUGUGUUAGUGUGUGUGAGUAGUGCAGCUGCAGUCGUGUGUGUGCCUCAUGUAUAAUUCGUAUCUACUCCAGAUUCCCCCGCUCUUAUUAAUUUUGCAGGACACAGAGUGUGGAAAAGCCUGGCUGUGAUAGGGUGAGCCUUCGUCCCCCUCUCUGGUGGCCGUCCUUUCUUCCAGUGGCUUCCGUCUGACCUGAUAACAUGCACUUCUCUGGCCUCUAGGGCUCGUGCUUAGCAUUUUGUCGUGUUGACAAUGUAAAGUUGUAUAUUUUAAAAAACAAAAAGUAUUACUGUAUAUUAAAAAAAAAUUGGUAUUUUGCGCCACUGUUCUUACAACAGAUAUAUUUUACAGUUUAGAGUUUGCCGUAGUUGUGAAGGGUUUCUCAAUGUGUUUAUAUAACUUAGAAACUGUAUAUGCAUAUCACUUGUUUUUCAAGGCCCAAGUAUGAUGAUGAGCUAGUUUGCAUUAGCAAAUUGUCUUCACUGUUGUGCAAUUUAACCUUGUUUUGACAUGGACAUAUUGAUGUUGCUUGACUGAUUUGGUUAAUUUCUGCCCUGUAUGUUGCUGUCGUGGAGCAUUGAUUAACUAUUUUGCAGCAUUUAUUAAGUGUUCCAUUAUUUGGCAAGGUAUGAAUGUUUUCACUAUUUGUGAAGUUUACAUAGUUUUUCUUUUUUUUUUUCUUAGUUUCUGUUGUUGACGUUAAAUCUCUUGGUGGAAGAUUUUUCUGAGGUGAGAUGUCAAGAGCUGAAAUGUAACACGGCGAUUAGUCAAGAAACUCAUCUGUUACAAAACAGCCUCAUUUAUGAACGCAAAUGUUUUUGUUGUGAUAUUGAAAUGUUAAUGUUGGCGUUAGAAUCCAAAACAGAUGCUACUCCUCGUCAUUGAUUGGCUGAGACAUGUUCCACACAGGUCAAAAGUCGCCACAUAAUUCUUUCAGUCCUUUUGUACACCCAAUCACAAUAUUAAAUUAAUGAAAUGUACAGUUUUAUGUAAAAAUUACCCCCACUCUAUAGUAUCAUUUCAGACGGAAACAGUGGUGCUGUAACUCAUAAAUGGUUAUUGAUUUCCUGUCUCCGCUGACAUGUUUCCAGCCUUAAAUUGAUGUUGCUUAAAAAAAGAAAAAGAAAAAUGCUGACUCAUUUUAACGUCCAGGUUUCACUCUUUAACACUAAUGGCUUUUACGCCCUUGACUGCGUUGCAGGAACACUUGGGGUCGACUAACCAAAAUGUGACAUGAGAAGUCAACUGGAAAAACAGUGCAAACGUUUUCAUUUUGUGUUUUACUCCUUUCAGUUUUGACAUCUGUGUACAAUCUCUCUAGCCUACAGCAGGGUGUACUGUCCUGGUUGUUGUGUGUUUUGUUUGUUAUCAAAUACAAGAAUAAAUAAAAGCUCAAAUACA